Messenger RNA from Scheffersomyces amazonensis, 1422 nucleotides. RefSeq names its product mRNA-binding phosphate metabolism regulator. Gene Ontology annotation, molecular function: N6-methyladenosine-containing RNA reader activity; mRNA binding. NCBI's taxonomy places the organism in Eukaryota, Fungi, Ascomycota, Pichiomycetes, Serinales, Debaryomycetaceae. The coding region runs from base 143 to 1132 and encodes 329 amino acids. Gene Ontology annotation, cellular component: cytoplasm. The transcript has a single exon. Gene Ontology annotation, biological process: mRNA destabilization. The record is from RefSeq and is a predicted model, not a curated record.
ACUAAUCAAUUUACAGGUUAAGGUGUUGCAAAAAAUGUGUUAAACCCACAUACAUUUUAUGGUAUAAAAGGAGGUUAAAUUAUCCAAUUCUAAAUCUUAUUAUACAUCUUCUGGUUUCUUUCAUAUCCAUAUAUAUGCUACCAUGUUUGAGCCAACUUAUUAUGCUGAAGCAUUAACUAAUGCUAAUCUAGAUUCUGAUAAAUAUUCAUUUUCAUUGACACAUUCUGAUAACUUAAAGACUGAUUAUACGUUAUCAACAACCAAUAAUAACUGUUGUACUCCUAGGUCUCUAUUAGCUAUUGAAUCCAUUGGAUUGGAUAAUGCUGAUGUUUUUGAAGUACCUGUGGUUACUCGUAACAAUAUUUGGUCAAAAGAUUUCAAUCAUGUUAGUGAAUCAAUUUUUAUGCCAUUUAUUCAACCUCCCUCAAAGAACGAAGAAUUGAGUUUUGAUACUAAUAUGAAUAAGGAUUUUAGUUAUGAACUGUUUUCAUCCUUAGGAUCUAAUAGCUUUAGUUCAAUUAAAAGUCCAAUAUCACCAACAUUUAUUUCCAAACCUUUAGCUUAUUCUACAGUAGCUAGACAAGCUUUACAAGUUCCACAACGUCAACAAGAUCAACAGUCAAUAACACAAUUUUUAACUUUUAGAAAUUAUAAAGGAAUUAUUUUUACAGUUCCAAAGAAUUCUAAAUUUUUUGUUAUCAAAUCAUAUAAUAUUCUUGAUGUAACUUCAUCUUUUACUCAUAAUAUUUGGACUUCUACAGAGCUUGGAAAUAGACGGUUAGAUAGAGCCUUUAAUGAUAUUAAAAUUACUAGUAAUCCUGAUCUUGAUGGAAAAAUCUUUUUAUUAUUUCUGGUUAAUUCAUCUGGAAAAUUUUGUGGAGUUGCAGAAAUGAAAGAAAAGAUUGAUUUUAAUAAGAGUAGUGAUAUUUGGGUCGAACAAACUAGAUGGAAAGGAAUUUUCCCAGUUGAAUGGUUAUUAAUUAAAGAUGUUCCUAAUAGAUAUUUUCAACACCUUAAGAUUCCAAAUAAUGAAUUCAAACCAGUUACCAAUUCAAAGGAUACUCAAGAAGUUCCAUUUGAUAUUGGUAUUUCUAUGCUAAAAAUUAUGUGCUCAUUUAGAACAAAUACUUAAAGUCCUAAUAGAAAAUUAACUUUUUCAACUAAUUUUGCUAAUUUAACUAAUUUUGCUGCCAAAUUCUUUUGAAAUGGAUAUGCAAUUAUUAUAUAUUCAUCUUAUUCAUUUUAAAUUAUUAUUCUAACUAAUAGCUAUAAGAUAUACGUGAAAUUUUUCUUAUUGGCUGAAUUAUAAAAGAUCUCUUUGAAUUAUAAAGUGGGCUGUUGUGGUUCGAUCGCAAAAAUUGAUAAACGAGCUAUAGAGAAAAAUUUCUUAGUCAAAUCGUAGAACUAGAACUACAAGUAUAG